Molecule: messenger RNA, 4582 nt
Organism: Paramecium primaurelia
Lineage: Eukaryota; Ciliophora; Oligohymenophorea; Peniculida; Parameciidae
Source: the annotation of a GenBank genome assembly
AUGGAAAAAAUGGAAAUGGUUUCAUCUCAUUUACCUCUUGUAAAAGAUAGAGGUGAAUGGAAUCAAUAAACAUUUAUAAUAAGACCAAAAUUCGAAAAGAAACAACGAUAAAGUAUUGACAAUUAAUUGGAAAUACAGUUUCCAUUACAUAGAGACUUUGACUUUGUAGCUAAUCAUGCUAUGGGUUUUAAAGGAAAAGGAAAUGUGGACUUAUUUAAAUUUUAUUAUAGAUUGUACAUGAAGAAUAAAUUUGCAAUACAGAAAAUUAGAAAAGAAAAGAAAGCCAAAGAUGGAUAAAAAAUGAAUGAAAAAAAUAAAAAAUAAUAACUUAAUUAAACUGAAGAACCAAAUACAGAAGAGAUACGUAAUGCUUACAAAACAAUAUAGAUUAAACCACCAUCUUAACAGAAAUAACUGAAAUUUGUUAGAGAAUGCAUUAAAAAUUUAUAAUAAUAAGCUGCCAUUGUCAAUAAACAUAUAGAAUUACCUAAAUUAGUAUCUCCAUAAACUCAAAUCAAAAUAGUUAAUAUAGAUACAUCUAAAAUUCCUUAAGCUAAAACAAGAGAUUAAUAAUUGGAACUUGAGGAAUUAAUGUUAAGUAGAGUAGUUUAAGCAAUAUAAGAAUCUCAAAUGGUUUCACAUGAAGAUGUAAGAAAGGUAAGAGAAAUCAUUAUGUAACGACACAGUUAAUUAAGUGAGAUGGAAAGAGAAUUAUAAUUAAAUUAAAUUCUUGGAAUAAAAAAAUAAAUCUAUGAGAGAGAGAUGGCAUUAAAGAAUGAACUUAAUAAACCUCCAGGGAUUGAUAAUCCUGAUAAUUUUAAUGAAUUAAGUUCAAUUUAAGAAGUAUCUAUUAUUAGAUCAAUGCAAUUUAAAUCAUAGCCUAAUGUAAGUGUUACUGAAUAUAAAUUUAAUAAUUAUGAAGAUGAACCUGAAUUAGAAGAUAUAACUAAUAAAACUAAAAUAGAUUUAAAAUAAAAAUAAAUAGAAGAAACAAUUAUUUAAGAAUAAUCAACUGAAAUGCAAUCUAUUUUAUAAUAAAUUAGAUCAAGUUCUCUUGUUACAAAAGGAAAUGAAACUGAACAUAGUAAAGAAAAGUUAUAAGAUAAAAAUAAAUUAUUACCAACUUUAAAAUUCUUAGAAUAAGCAAAAUAAUAAAUUGCUCAAAGAUCUGAUAAUAAUGAUAGUUAAUAACUCUAAUAACCAUACUUUUAACCUGAUAUUGAAGAUACUAGUAAAUCUAAGGUUUAAUAAAGUUUAUCUAUGGUAUCAUAACUAUAAAAUAAAACAAGUAAAACCAUUAAAUCUAGUGUCAAUAGAUCUAAUCAAUUGGCAUCUUCAUCAUCUAAUCAUCAUUCUAAUUAGUUAAGUCUUGAAAAGAAAUAAACAGAAACUAUGAGAAAGAGUGCUUACAAAUUAAAUGAAGAAUAGAAAGCUAGAACAUCAGCAAAAGAACUUGAUGUAAGUGAUGAUAUGAAAUUUGAGAGAUAGAAUUAUUAUGAAAUGAAAUUCAGUUAAAUUUUAUAAAGAGUUAUUGAUUAAAAGAAAAUUCAUGGAGGAGAAGAAUCUUAACAUUCUUAAACACUUUCCUAAGUUGAAUCUGAAACUGUUUAAAAAAUAACAUAAAAUUUGGUAUCUAAUAUAAUUAAUAUGCACAAAAAUCCUACUCCAAUUAUGGAUCAACCUUCAACUUUCAAUUACUUAGAUGUUGACUCUGAUGAUUAAGAGAAAGCAACAUAAAGUAUACCUGUUAUGAAAAAUGAAGAUGUUCCUGAAGAAUUACGUAGACAUCUUUCUUACAAUCGAGAUAUUUCUCAUUUAGAUCAUACAUUUAAAAUUGAGAGCCAAGUAUCUCUCUCUGAUAAAAGAUUGAAUGAAGAAUAAAUUGCUAAUAUUAUCUAAUAGAUUUCAUAAUAAUUACAAUAGGCUCAAAUACCUCCUGAUCAAAUUGAAAAAUAAUUAGAUGAAGUCACAAAUAUGUUACUUAAACAUCCUAUUAAUAAAUUAUCAACUAAAUUACUCAAAUAAUCCACAACUAUUCUAUAAAAUGAACCAAAUAGGAAAAUUUAUUUAGAGGAAACUAGAUAUCCAGCUAAACCACCUAAGAUAACUCAUAAUAAAGAUUAAAUUGAUUAUUUAAAAUUUUAUGAAGAAAAUGCUCCAUCAAAAUAAGAAAAAUCAAGGAAAAGUUAUAAAAUUUAAGAUAAUUCUAAAAGAUCCAAAUAAUCUGCUAUGCUCAAAAAUAUGUCUGAAGAUGAAAGAAAACAAUUUUUAGAUUCUCAUAAAAUGAAUCUUUAAGAAAGAGCCAAUUCUUAAGAAAUGGAUGAAGAGUUAUAAUUUUUAUAAUCUGUGAUUGAUGAUUAAAAGAAAUAAAGAGAAUAAAUAUUCACAAAGAAAUUAUCUUAACCAAUUUAAUCAGGUAAGAACACAUCAAGAGAUUAAAUUGAUUUUGAUGAAUCAAGUGAAAAAUAAUAAAAUACAUUUCGAUCUCAUAAUCCACCAACUAAUAUAAAUUAUGAAUCUGAUUAAAUUAAAUAAGGAUAAACUGAAACCAAUUUUAAUAUAAGAAGACCUUAAAUCAAAUAAAAAACAGAUUAAACUUUCAAUAAAUCUGAUAAUGCUUAACAAUUUUAAAUCUCAAGUUAAUAAGGUACUUAAAGAUCAGAUCCAUAUAAAAGUAAGUCUAAAAGAUCAAAUCAGGAUGAUUAAUAAGCAUAUUAAUAUGAAGGAUCAUAAUAAUCUUAUGGAACUUAUAAAAGUUAAAAAUAAGGUAAUAGGGAGAGUAGUGAUAAAGAUAAUGAAAAUAAAGAAAUUUAUUCUCCAAAUUUAUCAGUUGAAGAAGUACCUCAUUAAGAUGAAUAUGAUGAAUAAAGUGAAAAAGAAGAGGAAUAGAUUGUAGAAGAGAUUUAAUAAUAAAUAGAUGAAAAUGGAAAUACAAUUAAUGUGAUUACAAAAAGAACUAUUAAAUAAGUGACUGAAAGAUCAAAGAAAUCAGAUCCAAAACAAACUGAAAGAUCAAAGAAAUCAAAAUAAUAAUCUGAUUCAUAAUCAUAAUAACUUUAAAUUAAUAAAUAAAAUCCAAGAGAAAAAACUUAAUAAUCUUAAUAUAAAGAAUAAGAAUAAAAUUAGGAUUAAUAGUAAUAAAAUUAAGAAUAAAAUAUUAUUUAAUAAUAAUAAUAAUCUAUUUAAAAAUAAAUAUCAAAUUAAUAAUAAUAAUAAAAUUAAUAAGACUAAAUAAAUAAUAAUAAUAAUGAAGAUAAAUUAAUUAAAUUAAAUUUUCAACGUUAAGAUAGUAAUUAAAAUAUUGCUGAAAAUUCUUAAUCAUAAUAAUAAAUUUAUUAAUAAUAAUUAAGAAAUAGAACAAAUUUAUAAGAUAUAUAAUUAAAGAGUUUUUAACCUUCUUAAAAUUAAUCAUUAGUUAAUAGUAGUGGAACUCCUUAAUAAAAUAAUACUCCUCUUUAACCUCCUGGAAGAAAACAAGGAAGUAAGAAAACUAAGUUUGAAGAUUAAAGUAGCAAUAAUAAUAAUAGUAAUACACCUUAAGCAAAAUUUUAAAGAGUAAAGACAAAACUAUCAAGAUUUUAGGAAGCAGCUAAUAAUAAUGAUGAUGAUGAUUAUGAUUAUGAUUGGGAUGAUGAGGAUCCUAGUAAUAAAAAGAAGAAAAAUACUUCAAAAUCAAGUAAAUCCACUUUAAGAAAUGAUAUUCAAUCACCAUCUGUUUCUCCAAUGACAAAAUAAUAAAAUUAAGCUACAAUAGCAAAAAAGAAAGUUUAUGAUUUAAAAUAAGAAUAUGAAUUAAUAGCAAGAUAAAAUUUAAGUUUAGCAGAUCUAAAAAAAGAUAUAUAGAAAAAGAUUUCACAAUUAUAAAAUCCAGAUGAUGAGGCUAAAUAUAAUAUUUAUUUAUGUAAAUUUAUUUGAUUAAAAUUUUAGAUGAAUAACGUUAAAAGUAAUUAAAAAAUUUACCUUAAACAAUUGAAGGAUUAAUUAAUGAUAAAAGGGAAAAUGAAGAUGCAUGUGGUGAUACUAUAAGAAAAUUUCAUGAAAAUAGAAUGAGAUAUAAAGAUGUAAUAGAAAAGGAUUAGGCACUUAAGUUUACUAAUCAAAUAUAAUUAGAUGAUGAAUAGUAAACUUAAAUAAAUACUCAAUCUCAUCUUGAUGAAUAUAUGAGAGAAGUAUAAAUGAAUAUAUAAAGAAUGAUUUAAUAAGUUUAAUUAGGUAAUCAAUAAAAUAAAUUUUAUUAGAAUAAAUGAGAGAUCAUCCAGAAGAAAGAAGAGAAUGUUUUGAUUAUGAUACGAGUAUUAUUAUAUAAAGGAAAAUGGAAUCAUUGACAAGUGAGAUUGUAUAAACACAAGCAUAAAUGAAAAUAUAUGAAGAACCUACUUAAGAGACUUAGAGGAAAACAGAAAAAUUAGAAUAAGAUACUGUAAUGUCAAAUUAGAUUGAUAAAAAAUUUGAAGUUUUAGCAUAAAAAUUAAGAGCUUUAAAAUUCAAGAAUCCAGAUAAAUUUAAUUAAAUUGUAAAUACAGAGAUUGUAAAAACAGAUUUAUUUUUAUCAACUACAAAACAUAAAUAUAUAUUAGAAUGA